Molecule: messenger RNA, 561 nt
Organism: Chironomus riparius
Lineage: Eukaryota; Metazoa; Arthropoda; Insecta; Diptera; Chironomidae
Source: the annotation of a GenBank genome assembly
AGGGUUGAUUCCUUCCAGCAAAACAGCAGAAAAAAAAUGGCAACAUUCGAUCAUGUUUUACCGGCAGAAGAGGAACUUACAGUUCCAGAAGUGAAUCUGUCUAGUGCUUCAUUACGUGCUGGAGCUUUUCAUUUGGGAAAAUACUGUGAAAAUCAGAAUAAUGAAUUCAUGCUAUGUCGUCAGGAACUCAAUGAUCCACGAAAGUGCUUAGCAGAAGGACGUGCUGUAACGUCAUGUGCUCUUGAGUUUUUCCGUAAAGUUAAAAAAACUUGUUAUGCUGAAUUCACGCAAUAUGCCAAUUGUUUAGACAAAAGCAGUGGCGAUUUACAUUUUAAACAUUGCCGUAAUACACAAGGUGUUCUUGACAAAUGUAUGCUUGACAACUUGGACAUUGAACGACCUGAAUAUGGAUACUUUUCACGUGCUAAAAUCCAUCAUACUGAUCGACCAGCACCAGCUAAAAGAGAAAAGAAAGUGUACGAAGAUGCAACUCCCGGUUUACCAGAUGAUUAUCCACGCCCACCAGCUAAAUUUGGAAGUCGUCUUCAUUAUAUGAUGUAA